Molecule: messenger RNA, 2734 nt
Organism: Osmerus eperlanus (European smelt)
Lineage: Eukaryota; Metazoa; Chordata; Actinopteri; Osmeriformes; Osmeridae
Product: microtubule-associated protein RP/EB family member 3-like
Exons: 9
Coding region: 491-1363 (290 amino acids)
Biological process (GO): regulation of microtubule polymerization or depolymerization; spindle assembly; protein localization to microtubule
Cellular component (GO): microtubule plus-end; spindle midzone; microtubule organizing center
Molecular function (GO): microtubule plus-end binding
Source: RefSeq, a predicted model, not a curated record
AAGGGCGAUUUUUUUUUGUGGUAAACGAUAAUCAUAUAUACUUCUUGUUGCCACAAAGCCAUAUGGCAUGCCAGUCAGACGCAGUUUGGAUAUUUUGUGCUUGUAUCAUGUGUGAUAUUAAACGAUGCCUCCAGAGGGGGUACGGCAGACUAAACUGUACCUCAGUUUGACAGCAUCACUGAAAUCAACUAGGUGCCCAGUUCAUUUGUUUUGGUUUAAAUGGUUUCUCGUCUCUAAAACUAAUAUAAUACGCAGUUGUAACACUAGGCCUAGUUUGUCGUUGCUAACGUUAGCUUGCUAGCGAGCGCGUUACCGACGCAGCUUUAAUUCUACAGCACCCUGGCUACGCACUAAACAGUCUCUGAGUUAACCCGUGCAUUUCAUCCCGUUAACAAACAGAAUCCAGUAGCCUACCUCAGGCCUGUGUAUCCAGAGAGCCAGCACUGCUACAUUCAAACAGAUAACUUGAACAAAUACCAGUAACAGGAGGAUGGCAGUGAAUGUUUAUUCCACCUCGAUGACCAUAGAGAACAUGAGUAGGCAUGACAUGCUGGCCUGGGUGAACGACUCUCUACAGCUCACCUACACCAAGAUAGAACAGCUCUGCUCAGGUGCUGCAUACUGCCAGUUCAUGGACAUGUUGUUUCCUGGAUGCAUACUACUGAAGAAGGUGAAAUUUCAGGCCCGUCUGGAACACGAGUUCAUCCACAACUUCAAAGUUCUGCAGGCUUCAUUCAAGAGAAUGACUAUUGACAAGAUCAUUCCAGUGGAGAGACUGGUGAAGGGAAAGUUUCAGGAUAACUUUGAGUUUAUUCAGUGGUUUAAAAAGUUUUUCGAUGCCAACUAUGAUGGAAAAGAGUAUGACCCUCAACAAACAAGACAAGGCCAGGAGGGGACCCCGUCACCCAACCCAGGUGAACUCAUUUCCCACAAACCUAAACGACAUUCCCGCCCCCCAGGUCCUCAGAGGACAUCUCCCACUGCAAACAAGCCUGUCCCCAACCCCCCACGGCAGAUCAACAAUGUCCCCACCGUCCCACGGCAGGUCAACAAUGUCCCCAUCAAGAGGGCAGUGCCCAUCCGCAAUGGAGGAGACGCCGAGAUCAUAGAACUCAACCAACAGCUGCUGGACCUGAAGCUGACUGUGGACGGUCUGGAGAAGGAGAGAGAUUUCUACUUCAGCAAACUCCGGGACAUCGAGCUGAUCUGUCAGGAGCAUGAGAAUGAAAACAGCACUACACUCAGCAAGAUCAUGGAUAUACUCUACGCUACAGAGGUAUUGACAAACAAAGAGGACGGCUUUGCUCCGCCAGAGGAUGAGGACGUUGUGGACUCACCAAAGGGGGAUCCGGAGGAGUACUGAGCAGCCUGAUGUCUGCAGCUCUCCCUCUACCACUCCAUCUCUCUCUCUGACUCACCCAUUCACUGUUCUCACACACCCCUCUUUUUAUGUACACCCCUUCCCCUUUCCCCUAUGCCGUAGUCCUUAUGCACUACAUUCUGACAAUGUUGUACAGUGCGGUGUGCUAGUGUAAGAUGCUAACCCUAGACCUGUCUGGACCAUGUCAGCCCUGUGUGGCUACACUGCAUUCUAAUGUAAGAGGGGGUAGCUAUCUGUGUCACGGUGCUAGCCAGUUGAGGCGAACUAAGGGGCAUGUUAGUUUGCAUGAGUGUGGUUCGCCCUGUGAGGUCAAUGUAACUGAGUACAGGGCUUCACACCACUUGGAGCCGAAAACCAAGAGCGCCACCUAUCUGCAAAGACAUGUCACUCCUCCUCCAGUCACACUGAUACCUGCUUACACGUGUUCACACGUGUUCACAUGCACACCUCCGCUGCGUACAUUCUGAGAACAUGUCCUGCAUACAUGUGAAUAUACAUAUCAUACACUACAUUCAUGCACACUCAGAGGCAAUACACGCUCUGCUGAGAGUGCAUCAGUGAGUGAGUUCACUCCAUUCUGACACAGCAACACCACAUUCGCACUCAUCAAGUUGUUUGCUGGAGUAAGUUUGUUUUUAAGGCUUGUCAACAGCCUGUUUACUAGACAGCAUGAUGUUUUGGCUCUUUAUGGUUUCAGUUUUUGCAGAAUUUGGGGAUUUGGGGUUGGGGUGGGUUCCUUGCACUAACUGUAGCAAAACAAACCGAUCAGAAGAUUCAGAAUGCCAACAUGCAGUACCUGGCUAAGGCCAAACGACGAAAGACGCAAUUCUAUUUUUUUAAAUAAUUCUUAUCCUGCAGAGUCGCAUUUGCGUUGAAUGGCUAAACUGGCUGUUAAGAGGAGUCAAUGUGAAACUUAUUUAUUCAGAAGUGAAGGCCAACACAAUGUCUGGCUCUUAAAUUACAACAAGGAACAAAUGCAAACUCAAAUCUACACAGAGGCUAUAAUGCUAAUAAUUGAAAAUGUAUUUAUUGAGUCGAGAAGUUUCUAGCUGCUAUUUUUAUUUUGAGUUGCCGUAUUUAAUUUAAUUGAGUUUUGAUAUGUUGCACAGCGUUAAAACGCCCCAGUGGUUGCCUAGUAACAGGAGAUGUGGUUUGUUAUGAUUGACAGCCCUGAUUAGUGAGAUUUCGGUGAUUUAACAGAAAUUGGGUCAACGGGAGGAGGUACGAGCCCUUUGUGGUCAUUCACUCCUUUCUCACCCCUCGUGUUGCCAUGGCAGCCAUGUGAUAAACAUACAUCAUAUGGAGUUUUAUUACUGAAACAAAAUAAAAAUGUGGGGUUCAAACCCAAUCAGA